AUGGCAACUAGUUGUGAUGUAAAUGGUGUAACAGCCCUACUCGGUAAAUUAGAUACCAAACGAAAUGCAGAGAGUACUCUAUACCCCCAACAAAAGCAUUCAUCUGUAAAUCCUUACUCUAAUCGACAAUAUAAAGAGACCCUGGAAACAAAAUUUUAUGAAAGAACAAAUGUUUAUGAUACUUUUCAACCUAAGCCUUUACCAGGUGCAACUGCAAAUAUCCAAGAUUUACAACUGGAAGAUGCUGCUGUAAGGCCGUCAGUGCCAUUAACGGCAUACCCCAACCAACAAUGGAGUGAUGAAUUUAAGAGAAGUUCGGACACUACAGAGAAUAAAGUUCGAUUUGAAGAUUCAAAGGUUAAUCCCAUUUUUAAUUUUACCAGCCGAUCUUACAAUGAAACUCGAAAAUUAUUCACAAUGCCAUAUGUUCAACCCCGACACCCGCAGGAUGUGUUGGCAACGGAUAGGGACGAAAUUGAGGUCAAUGAAGUAUUUAGUAAGGAGUUUGAAUUAUUAGAAAGUGAAAUCUUUGAAAAUCAGAAACUUAAACUAGACGCAGAGCUUCUUAAGGAACAGCAUGAAUUUAAAGAAAUUGCAACUUCCAUACAUCAAUUUACUAAGGAGAAUGGACUGGAUCAAAAGGAAAAGUUUCAAAAUUCCAAGUUUUUGGGCUUAAUUAACCAGAUUAAAGAAGGAGAAGUUACUAUUAAAAAGGAUGAAAAUGUGUUAGAAACUACAAAAGACGGUAACAAGGUAGGUAAUGAAUAUUUCCCCGUAGAGGAUGAAAUUAACUGA
Naumovozyma castellii is the source of this 795-nucleotide messenger RNA. RefSeq names its product Pex18p (gene PEX18). The coding region runs from base 1 to 795 and encodes 264 amino acids. The transcript has a single exon. The record is from RefSeq and is a predicted model, not a curated record. Lineage: Eukaryota; Fungi; Ascomycota; Saccharomycetes; Saccharomycetales; Saccharomycetaceae.